CCGGAGGCGCCGGAGAAGGCGUCGGCACUGACAGAGACUACGGCGACAAUUGGCAAGGCGAAAGAGGUGUGGGGUAGGAGUUAUGAGUACAAGUGUUUGUCUAUCUCCUUCUCUAAAAAAGCUUCUCCAUUUACAGCAUUUUUGACUACGAAAAUGAAACAAGACCUUUGAGGUAGAAAGAAGGCACUGCUACUUCUUUUUUUCUUUUUAGACUAAGCAGCUUAGGGCACCCCUUUUGUUAGCCUUACAAGUAAGAAAAACGAUGAUUGAAGAAGCACUCGAAGCAGGCGCCCCGUCCUUAGAGUCACUAAAUCACAAUGCGCCAGUAUAUCAGACACUCUGCGUUCUCCUUGAUACCAACUUAUUGAGUUCUUCGCACCAGGAAAAUGAAGACCUUGAGCUUGAACUUCUUUUGGCUUAGUUAAGCCUAUAGUGGAGGGAGUGAAAGAACAUACCUGCUGAUAUCUAGAUAACAUUAAGCCUAUAGUGGAGGGAGUGAAAGAACAUACCUGCUGAUGUAAAGAUAACAUUAAGCCUAUAGUGGAGGGAGUGAAAGAACAUACCUGCUGAUGUAAAGAUUACUUCUGUUUGUUGCUCUAAACCAAUCAGCCGCAGGAGAGGGAGACAAUGGCAAAAGCGAUCAACGAUCUUUUUUUAGGGCAUGAUGAGUCAAAAGGCAUGGCAACGGCAGAGAACUUUGACGUACUAACUUAGUGACUCUUCUUGCACACGCCUUCUAACGAAGAUUAUUCUAGGAGAGCUAUAUUGUGGGUGAUUCAAUGCAGACUUCUCACGAAGGUUCUACUAGUAGUAGGAGUACUAGUAGUAGGAGUACUAGUAGUAGUAGUUAACCCGUUCGAUCUCUCUGCAUCACAGGAAAACAUCAAGUUGAUCGCGGAAAAGUUAAUUGCAAUGGAGGCAACGAAAUUGAUCGCGGUGCGGAUGUUGUCCCGAGGAUUCGAUGCCGCGCGUGGAAAUGACUUUGUGAAAAUGGCUCAGGUAUUUCUCUAGCUUUGUGGAAAUAACUUUGUGAAAAUGGAUUACAUACUUCUAUCCAACUAUUAAUAUCGAGUUCUUGUUAGAUAUUAUAGAGUUGUUGUUAGAUAUUAUCGAUGAUAAUAAUAAUAAUGAUUACAUGUUUUUCUCACAUAAUGAUUAAAGCAAGGCCUCAUCCUUCUUUCUCAAGCCUGAAUCAUUCUAGCACUUACCUCACGCUUUACUCGUUCUUACACUCUAUUUAUUUGUUUGAUAUUGAUUCCUACUAUAUCAUCUCAUCGUCGGUGGAGUAGGUUUUUUGACCCUCUAACAAGGUUAACAAGGUUAUUUGACAAAGGGUGAACAACAAGCAAAGGACUGCAUCAACCCACCAUCAAGCUAGACAAAUUCUAACCUAUAGUGACGAAGUUGAAGAUCCUCCUGGUUUUCACUAUGAAGUAGUGUUUGUGAACACUGGAGUGACAUGACAUUACUAGGAUCAUCAUCUUGAUCUUCUUCAUCUUCUUAUUUCUGUCAUUUGCAGAACAGGGGAACUGGAUCAAGUAGCACACCAUGAAGAAGCUGAAGGGUGACCCAUAGUGCUGAAGAUCCACCUUUUGCACUACAAGAACUCUAUGUAUCCACCUUUCGGACCUCUUUCGAAUGGUCUCAAAGAUGAUUUGGCAGUUAAUAUAAGUUGGACAAAUAGUAGUAACUCGACGCUUCGACUGCAGACGAAAACUUUUCUAUCAGGAAUUUUUCAACGCACUUGGGGCGGCAUAUGGUGGAGUUACGGCAAGAGAGGGAGUCCUUAACAAUAGCCUAACAUUAUUGUUGUGCAACUUCUUGUGGACUUGACCCCCUGAUUGGGUUUCCUACUACUACUAAUGCUACUAAGUUGUAUCCGGUAGCCCCUAUACCUCAAGAAUAGGCAAUUCAGUCAAUCACUCAACAAGGGGCAUACAUGAGAGACCGGCUAACGAGAAACUGAGCAAGCUUGUCGAUAAAGAACAAGCUUAACUUCAUCGAAGACAUGCAAAAUGAGACAACUAGGAGAUCUCUCUUCAAACUAGCCAAGACAUCUUUCGUGAAGCCACGCUAUAUCUACAACUAGAAGAUCCUUCUUCAAACUAGCAUAUACGUGGAGCCAAGACAUCUUUCGUGAAGCCACGCUAUAUCUACAAAAACUAGGAUAUUCUCUUUCUUCAAGCUAGCCUAUAUCUUCUACAACAAGCCUAUAUCUCGCAGGGCCUAUAUUUUCUACAACUUUCUGGGAGGUAGAGCAGAUUCUUCAGACUAGCUCUAAGAAUCAAGCGAAUUCUGUGCGCGAUGGAGGUGCUUCGGAGCCUUUUAGCCUGAAUGGCAGGCGCCCCCAGCCCAUGACUUAUGGUCUCACGUAUAACAGCUUGUUUUUCUCCAUGCCUUAUCGCUCUAUCGACAGCAGCUGUUGUACUAGAUUCAUUACGUAGUUCUACUUAACAGCAGCUGUUGUUGUACAAGUAGAUUGGUUCUUACAUUCUGCAUUGAACAGCUGCUGUUGUACUAGUAGUAGAUUGGUUCUUACAUUCUGCAUUGAACAGCUGCUGUUGUACAACUAGGCUCACUACGCUCUCUUGAACAGCAGCUGUUGUACUAGAUCGAUUACAGUCUGUAUUGAACAGCAACAGAAGGGGCAGGGGACUCCAUACUAGAUCCAACUGGAGUAGAUUGUGCUAGACUUACAUCUGCAGCUAGGCAGUUGGAGUGGAUCCUUGGCUAAUAUCUUGCGAACUACAGCGUAGCUUUUUUACAAUGGAAUUUACUUUUUUUUCCUUUCUCUCUUCAUCUUCUCUUUUUCCACCUCCUCAUCGAUGGCGUGAUGUCAAUAAUGGCCUACCACACCGUAAGAGUGAAAGAAUUCUCACUACUGAUUGUUCAAGCAAUCAGUCAAUUCUCACUACUUAUUGUUCAAGCAAUCAGUCAAGGAGUCAGUUCCUCAAUGAUAAAAACCCGCUAUAGUCGUCCGCGUUCGUCCAUCUGCUAUUCAAGAUGGAGUCCUUCCUAUCCUAUCCUAUCCUAGCCCCUCUUAUCCUAGCCCCUCUUAUCCUAUCCCCUCCUAUUCCAUCCGAUCCUAUCUCCUCCUAUAUCCUAUCCUAUCUCCUCCUAUCCCUUGGCUGAGGACGAAGGUCUGUAUCCUAUCCUAUCGCCUCCGAUCCUUUCCUAUCCUUUCCUAUCCUAUCCUAUCCUAUCCUAUCCUAUCCUAUCGCCUCCGAUCCUAUCCUGUCCUAUCUACUUAUCCAGUCCUAUCCUAUCCCUUGGCCGAGGACAAGGAUCCGUAGUAGAUAUCCUCUCCGACAAAGAUCUGCAUCCUGUCCUAUCCUAUCCGGGCUACAAACUCUCUCUAAUCGCAGUUCAAAGCUGGAGUUAGUAGACAGGGACACCUCAGUUUUUCGUCACAUCUGAAGAAUGACCCCAAUUCGCUUUUCGACCUGCAGAUGGACAUCAUUAAGGCAACGAACUGAGCUGCUGAUGCUGAACUGACGAGUAUUAAUCUGAUACUGACUCGAGUAGGCACGACCGCUGUGACACGGCCCAAAAGCCCGACUAAUCGGGCCGCCGACGUCGCCCACUGAUUGACUCUUGACUUGAUGAAUCUGACGAAUGGACGACUCAGCAACGAAUGGAUGACUUCUGAGUGGGUUAUCGAGUGAGUGACUGAAUGACUCGCAGAGUCUAAUAUCUUGUAUCAUUUAAACUGGAUUACCGAGUCUAGUUUUUGUUUUUGGCUCUUCGGUAACCAACCAUGUCUACAUCUAGUGAACCAGGUAAACCAACACCUAUGUGAACGUAUAAGAUCACUCACCGAAUAAAAUAGGUGCGUGAUCUCUAUAGCGACGAACCUACUGGAACUAUUUGAACCGAGUCUAGUAUGAAGAUCAUUUGGAAUACUACGUUACAUGUAAAUUAAGUUAUAUGUCGCUCAAGCGUCAAGAGAUACCUCCAGAACAGGUAAAUGAAUGAAUGAAUGAAAUAUCCAACUGUGGUUGAUAUAUUUGGAAUUCCGACUACAGCACUCACCCUCUAAUAUAAAAAUCGGGGACGGCAAGAUGGGCAGCAUCUGGAGAACAUUCAAGGCGGUCACGCACCAGGAGUUGCCGGGGUAUCGCUAUCUCUUGAUGUAGACACAUCCAGUAUCUACUAUUUACUGAUGAAAAAUCUCGGGAGUGUUGCUAUUUCUCUACGAUUUACUAUUGAUCUACGUGAUGAUUUUACUGCGGGAGUAUCGCUAACGACUAUCUACGAUCUCACUCAAUAGUGCUACAUCACAUGAUUGAUCAUUUUCAGUAAUUUAAAUUUUCAGUAAAAAUUCAUCUUCAUCGAGAGUAAUUCUUCUCAACAGUGGCGACGAAAUGAAUAAGUUUGACCUGUUGGAGUUCCUCGUAUACUCCGCGCACCAGAUUUGCCCCUCAAAUUAGGACUACGAAGUUUUUCCACGGUUCCUAUAUCCGGUAUUGGAUUUUUUGUAUCGUUGCAGGUAUGUUUAUUUAUUUUUAUACUUUUUUCAUCCUUUGUCUCUUGGCCAGUUUUUUUGGAUCUACCUUUUUCAUCCUCAUGUAAAUUUGGCGUACUCAGUUGUCCAUCUCUUGUAACAUGAAGCGACUUACCUUUUUUCUUUUAUCGUAAUCAAAGAGAACUCAGGGACUUAGCUGUACUACCUAUCGAUUAGCAAACUACUACCUGGAAAAGAGUUUCCCUUUCUUAUAACAACUACCUAGGAUUAAGGGCUAGGGCUCCCACAUUGGAUCCCGCAAUACCCUUCUUAUGAUUUGAUAUUUCCUGAGAAUAGAAAAGUAGAAGGCAGCGAUGUUCUGAAGAAUGCAAUGGCGUAGCCUGGAAGUAGCAAACAGGACCUCCUUUGUUCGAAUUUCUUUUAUAUUGAUGUUGGCAUAUACUAUUAUGCAUUUAGUACAGUAUAGUAGCUUACUUCUUCACAAUCAUACAUACUUCUAGUUGCUUCAUCUAGUUGCGAUAGCAAUAUGGCAGGUUCUUGUACUCGGGCGUCAUCCUCCUGCUUGCCAAAGCACUAGCUUCGUUCUAUUUAUAUAUAGUAAGCACAAACUCCUUCAUUGGGAUUAUCCUCCUUUCAUCUUGUCUUCUGCUUUCUUCUUCCGCUUAGCUCUCUUCUACGGUGAGGCCUCGGGUGGCAGAAGUGUAGAUCUAAUUAGUUCUUAUCUUUAUUGUUUACAACACUAUAAGCUACUCCCUUCCCCUCAUCCUACUGACAUGAGCAUUCACAUCUGGGGUUACAACUUUUUAUCUAAUAAGAAGGAAGUGCCAACUUCUUCAUUGGGUACAAAGACUACUACGACUAUUACUAAUACUACUACUACUAAUACCACUAAUGACUACUACUGUUACUAAUACUACUAAUAACUACUACUAUUACUAAUACUACUAAUAGCUACUACUUCUGCUCUCCACACUCGUUUCUUCCUAUGUAUAGUAAGUACCAACUUCUCCUCCAUCUCCCUCAUCAUGAACUGGUAGCUUAUAAUUCCUAACAACUGGAUAUUGCUUUCGGUUUUCCCUAUCGUAAAUAAGUGCCAACUUCUUCAUAAUUCGAAACAACUGGAUAUUGCUUUCGUUUCUUCCUAUAGUAAGGAGCAACUUCUCCAUCUCCCUCAUCAUGAACUGGUAGCUUCUUCGAAAGAUAUUACUUGCACAUUCCAACUUCUUAGGCAUUGGAGGACUGGCAUUACGGUGUCAAUGUUUAUCUCGAAUCCCGUACCAAGGCGUACAGAGACAGGUUAAGGCUACAUGUAAUUCGUCUUUUGGCGCAUCCUUGAAAAGUAUGGAUAAGAGGGCAUCUAUCUUUUUAUUGGUACUAUUUAUUUCUGUAUUUUAUUAGAAGGCACUAUUUCUAUUGCGUACAUGAGUGAAUGAAUGAAUGAAAAGGGGUGAAAUCCUAGGAGAAAUGCCUGCAACUAAUUCAAGAAGAUGCUACACUCCAUGAGUGGGCACAUCAGGGCAUAUUUCUAUAUUAUCAAUUUGUAUUGGUACAACUAUUUAUUUCUUUUCUGCGAAACAGUCACACUUUCUUACAAACAAACUUUCAAUUAGCAAGGCCUGUGAUGAUGAGUGUGGUCGCUGCUAUCUUGGGUCGUAUAUGGUCAACUAUUCUCGUGCGAUACUCUUCAAGGAUGCAGUAGAAAGAUGAACUUGGAGAGCUCUAAACAAGCAGACGGACCUGGCGAAGGCGAAAGCUGCUUUUAAGGAUCACGCGAAAGACGAUCAUCUCAGAGAAGCGUUCCGACAUCUCCUUACCGUGUUCUUAUGAGGAGCAAGACUAAUAUUAUAAAGAAGCGUUUUUAAUGGAUAGCCACGCUGAAACCCCAAUUAGGUGGUUAUGCCAACGUUCUCGGAGUGCUGUUUUAAGUACUCAAAUCCUAUGGUCCUAUCUCACCCCUAGGCUAUGCAUUCCGAUUCCGAGUCCUAUGUAUUUUCUCACCCCUAGGCUAUGCAUUCCGAUUCCGAGUCCUAUCCUCUUAAUACCCCUAUGCAUAAUUCCGAGUCCUAUCCUUACAGCCCUAUUUUUCAUCGACUCUAUAAUCUACUUAUUUGCGGAUCAUGCUUGCAAAUGAGAUUCCUCUGUAGUUUCAAAGUCGCUAGUCCUAUUGUAUUCGGUGACAUUUCCGGCAACAGCGCCUUCUCAUAGAAGUCCUCCUUUUCUUGAAUCCCUUUUGAAUUUCAAGUUCGGGCCCAAUUCCUAGUAUUGAAAAUUCCAUACUUAUACUCCUCUUUCAUAUGUUUCCUACUUUUCAAUCUAGAAGUCUCCUUCUACUUAUCAAUCUAGAACAAGCCCUACACAUUAUACUCCUCUUUCAUGUAAUUUCGGUCAUCCUCCGGAUCAUUCGGCUUAUCGGCGCAUGAAAAUCACGGUGAAGCGCUACAUCACAGACGACGGCUUGUGGGAAAUGCUGAAAACCGUCCUCGAAAAAUACGACAUCUUCGGAUUGCUCUUUAUGAUCUCACGAAGCACGUUACAAGCGAAAAUAGUAUUUCUCGACUUGUCAUCAUCUAGUGUUUUGCUGUAGAAAUUCAGAGUGGAAGUUUAGUAGAUUGAGAAGGGAAGAUGAGGAGAAAGGAAGAAAGAUAUGCGAAAUCUCAAAAUAUGCAAGUAAAUUCGAGGAUAGUCCUUUCCUCGGUCAUUUUAGUUUUUCGAAUAGACAUUCUGCCGAUUGCAGAAAAGCUGCGCUGUACCUAGUGGGUAGCGACGAAAGGGCUUACUUCGUAUAUAAAUACAGAUGACAACUUUCAACAUCUUCUAAUACCAGUCAACGAGAAGAAGACCACAUAGGUGCAAGCGCGACUCGCGAUCAACAGAAUAUUCCAGCUGUCCCAGCUCCAGGGGGAGGACAAGCACCGAAACCUGGUCGGGCAGAUUCUUAUGAUUUAAGGCUGAUUUCCUCACUGUUCAUCGUCCUAGACUAGUUCUUAUAGGCUAGUUCUUCUAUUUGGAUUCUGUACCUACAUUUAGAAGACCUAGCCUAUAAGAACUGGGGAUACACUAUACCUACAUAUAUGUAUGAUAGAGCAGUUUAUAGCACGCAUGGCGCAUGGAGUAGCAUGGAGCGCAGAUCUCUAAGGGACGCAAGAAGCGCCCCCUUUAGCUCCAUGCAGCUCCAUGCACUCCAUGCCAUGCGAGCUGGCGAACCUUAUAAAUUGCUCUGGUAGAAGAACUACGGACAUGUAUAGAGCUAGGGAUCUGUAUAUGCGGGAUACUAUACCUACGCAUGAUAUCUUCAUAGAUUAGCAUUUCUUCGUUGGAUUCUGAUCCUUUCCUUUUUGAAUACCAGUCAGUCAAUCGAAUGUAGAAAAGCUAAGCUCUUGAGAAACUGAAGUUGUGGAUGAAUUAUUGGGAGCUCUAACCUCUACACUGGCUGGGCUACUCGAGGCACAUCCUCACCUUGCCGGAAAAGUCCCUUCAUCUGAUGAAGUAGAGGAACUUGUGGGCUCAGCGGCGCCACCCUUCAACAUUUUAAGGAUCUCGAUACUAUUCAUCUUUAUAGAAUAGUACUUCUCCUUUCGUUUCCUUUCACGUGAAAGAAUGACGCAAAUCCUUCUGCUCAGACUAUGGGAUUAGAAAGUCACUUGAUUAAGCAGUAAGAGUAUGACAUCAAGACUCUGAAGUUGUGGACGAAUUGUUGUGAGCUCUAAUCUUCAACAACUUUGAUUGGGAUUUACACGGGGACACGGUUGUUGACGCAUCCUUCCUAUCAGGAGUAGGCAACGGAGGUAUAGAGGAGGGCCAGCGCAGCGACGGAGUCCAGCCAGACCCGAGGGCUGACGACGACGUCGUACUGGUCUAGAAAACCAGAGUGCACUCGUCCGGAAGGGGUACUAUUCCUAGUACUUGAUUUGAUGAUAAUAUUCAAUGUAUUUGGUUGCUGCGUUCUUGAUAUGAAAAAAUCAAACUAGGUCUUAUUCUUAUAUAGCAUGGACAAGCACGACACAUAUAACUACAUGACUUAAAAACACUCAACCUAAGGUUGACAACCUUAUUUGUGAUUUACUAAACCUUAUUUGAUUAUACUUAGCGUUGUCACUCUUUGACUCCCUCUCCAGGUUUCCGGCAGUGCUAGUAAGUGGCAAUAGUUUUCGGAAUUUUUAGUGGAUUUUGCAAUUGAUGCUAGUGGUUUUCACGAUUUCUAGCGGUUUGCGCAAUUUCUAGUCCUGGUUCCGGAGAAUUCUUGGAGGCUUACUUUUCCGAGGUACUAGAGAAGUGGCUUUCGAAGCCACGAGUAGUUUUAUUCGGAGACUACUGCUACUUAGCAGGAUUUGUCAGGGGUAAGGAGGAUGCUUGGCAUUUUUUCAGGGGUGAAAGAAUUAUUAUGUCCAGCAGAGCUAGGGAGGAUGCUUGGCAUUUUUUCAGGGGUGAGAUUUUUUCAAGUUGUUGAGGCUCUUUCCUGGGAGAAGGCUUUUCCUUCGAGAAGGGCUCAGAAAGUAGAUUCUUAGUGAAGGGCAUUUCCUUCGCCUUAAAAUCUACAUCAGUCUUUGCAGAAAGCAGUGUCUAUUGAGUACGUAUUCAUCCAGCAACAGCAGCACUAGGGAAAGAGCAAACAUAUUUAUCAGAGUAAGCAACUUGAGAAAGGAAGAGGAGACUUAUACAUAGUAUCUAUCUAUCACAAGAGUAUGCAGCUCCAGUCCCACAGGUAGUUGUCCUACAGCUAUAUCGUCCCACAGGCAGAAGUGAUAAGUGAGAGUACAGGUCAACGCAGUUGGCGUAGUGGUUUGCGCGUUGACUUGUGCACUUGUCAGGAAGUCCUACAGCUCGAUCGCACAGAAUGGGACACGCAGAGAGAAACGAAUAUGCAACUUCAUUACACAGAGAUCUCAGCAUCAAAGAUUUUUCUCAGAUUCAAUUUACAAUCACUACAACAUCCUACGAACUUAUCAACAAGAGUACUACGAUCCACGACGCACAAUACUGACUAGUAUCUAUUAUAAUGACACAAACUACUUGAACUAAGUUCUUGCACAUCAAUAUCAACGUCCAAAUUACACACUUCGCAUCGUGAAAUCGUGAAAACAAGUAUGAUCAAAGCAGAGUCUACUAAAUAGGUACAUCCCUAAUUAAAAAUAUCGAUAGAAUCCAAACAUCGAAGAUCGAUAACGAAUAAAAAUCAUCUACUCCCAAUCUCCCAAAUCUUUCAUAAGCAAUGUCACAGAUGGUCCUCGCAGUAUGUUGAACAAAUUUGAACAGGUAUACAAGUUGAAUAGGUAAAUGCAAAGAUAUUUAGAGAAUAUUAGCAAAGAGAAUAGUACAACUAGAGCAUGAACGUCGCUACAACAAUUUAUUGUUUCUAUCACUAUGUUGUCAUGAGCCAGUUACUAUGGCUAUCACUGCACUUAAAUAGAAUUUAUAGGAGGGGUUAAACUCUGUCUCCCGCCCUUCAAUCCGGUGCUUGAUGCUGAGGCGGAGCUAGAGCUGGAACUUAGUAGUUCUCUCUAACUGAUCUCACAUCUUGUUUUCGCAACUGUCUAGCGUCUUUCUCAGCACGGCCUACAAGUUUUGUUUGUCUCCGUUCCUCUGGCUGCGCUCUUUCUUUGUCAAAGUAGAAAAGGGAGAAAUGACGAAGAAGAAGGACAAAUAGUUCUCCCAAAUCAACCUCUUGUCAGGCAUAUCAAUCAAGCAUUCAAUCAGUCUCUCUUGGUAGGUGAAUAGGGCUCUCUGCUCUCUCACUACAAGGAAGCUGGGGUGGAACUAUUGCUGGAAGCUGCCGCUAAAUGUAAAGCAGGUAAGGGGAGGGCAGAAGACAUUAGUUGAAGAUAGAUAAGACUUGGUAGUCCCUCUGUGGCUGCACACAUUCGCUCGAGGAUACCGGUCAAACUGCGGACGGCGAAUCAAAUCCUAUCCUAUCCUAAUAUCGAGGAUGUGCCAGGGCCUUAGCAAGGGGGGGAGAGGCAAUGGGACUCUGAUUGCGUCAGCAGAGAGAACAGAAGAGGCACAUAGUUGCCAGCAUUCCAUUUGCGUUUAAGGUCUCGUGAUUAGAGAUUUCAUUAGAGUUUUGGAUCUGUUAACUAUGUGAUGUUGGCGGACGUGGAUGCGUGUUGGGGUAGCGAGCGGUGAACCUCUAGGAAUAGUCAAGGUGUUAUGCACGUUCCUCGAGCGGCGAACAUCUAGGAAUAGUUGUAGUUACAACAAGGUACAAGGCAGCAAAGGCACUUCUAGGCACGUUGGCCGAGUACGUGACCGACUUAGCAGGCGGUAGAACUGGAAGAUUUUUGGUUAGAGGAUUUGCUCAGUAAAUCCGUUGCUUGUGCGCACGAUGAGGAAGGCCUCUCUCAACCUGAACGAGGGUAGCGAUCAUAAUUAUAGGAGUAAAUCUGUAGACGAGCAAGCAGAUAGCUUGUGUCUUUCUUAGUUGGUUGCACUUCUCGCCUAGUUCAUCUAGUUGGGUCAAAAUGAUUGCCAACAAGUAGGUCCAACCUUCUAGUCAGGAAGGCUGUAGAUAUUGAGUCUAUGAAUGGAUUGUACGGCUCUUGUGGCCAUCAAACUCAAACAAUAGAGGUGUGUACAAACAACGGGCAUCGGUAUGUAAACGACAGUUAUAUGUAGAGAUGUCUAACAUCUUGUCCCGCGAUCGAUUGUCUCGACCUACAUACUAUACAGGGUACCAAGAGUAGUCCUAUGGGCAACCAAGACUCCUCUUCUAGUAUCCUAUUCUCGUCUACCAUCCUAUCCUGGUCUACCAUCCUUUCCUACUAGUUGGGAUAAGUUCGUUGCAUAAGAGUAUCUUUGACGGCGCAACCAAGAAAACUAGAGUACUAAUUUCUGUGAUAAGUAGAGCAAGAGCAAUGCUCGCUAGUUGUAUCUAGUGUUUUCUGGUUCCUGGUUGUGCACGAUAUCCCUCCUUUCCUUCUCAGAGCAUAAGAACUUGAGUUUAGCACAUCGUCCCUAUGAAUUUCUAUUAUGGUAGCGUCUGACGCUCUGGAUAUAGUGUUAGUUCCUGCACUACUCGUAGGAUGUAGUUUGAGGCGGUUCCAAUUUAGGCAAUAUGUGCAUUUCUAUAUAGUCUCCCUUGUGCGUUUUUCUGUAUUGACAAUUAUUACAAUCAUUCGAAUUAGUAUGAUUUCGACACAGUUCAUGUUUACAGCAACUCAAUCAAGAUGAAUUAAACGAAGAAAUUAUACAUCCAUUUAGAACUUAGUACUAGUAGACGCACGUUUAGAAGUAAGAAGUUGGGAUAACAUAGCAGCUCAGCUCCCAAAUACAUUUAGAAGUAGGUUAUCACGAUCAUAGCAGGAGCUGCUGAAGACGCUGCUGACACGAAUGAAUCACUUUCGAAAAAGUUACAAGAAAGUAUUCAUCAGAAAGCCAUAUAAACUUCCAAGAAUUUCGAUUACGU
Molecule: messenger RNA, 11864 nt
Organism: Amoebophrya sp. A25
Lineage: Eukaryota; Dinophyceae; Syndiniales; Amoebophryaceae
Source: the annotation of a GenBank genome assembly